AUCUUUGUGCCUAUUUAACUACACACAUCACAUAGAUUUGCACAUAUUCAAAGUCUAUAAUCCCUGUUUUCUCAUCACUGGAUUCAUCAAAAAAAUGGAAGGAGAGCUCAACAACUUUGCAGUGGUAUGGAUCACAGUGUUGGCAUCCCUAUGCUAUUGUCACACCAUACCCAAGUUCAUCCCCAAAGGUACCAUCAGAUUUCUAUGUCUCCUCCCAGUCUCAAUCCUCUUCAUAUUUCUUCCUCUCAAUCUAACAACAAUUCAUCUUGGAGCCACAUCUUCAUUUUUCAUAUCUUGGCUAGCAAAUUUCAAGAUCCUCCUCUUUGCCUUUGACAAAGGCCCUCUAUUUUCCAAUCCACCAAUACCACUAUCACUUUUCAUCCCACUAGCUUGUCUCCCAAUCAAAAUCCAUCACUCAGAUAAAAAAUUUAGAGAAACUCACAACCCUUUAAAACAAAAUACAUCAUUUUUGAACUAUGUUGUAAAGAUUUUGCUAUUAGGGUUUUUAAUAAAACUCUAUGACUAUACACAACAUUUCCAUCCAAAUUUUCUCUUGUUACUCUAUUGUUUUCACAUAUAUUUUAGCUUAGAGUUGAUACUAGCUUUGUUUGCUAGCUUAGCUAGAGUACUCAUGCAAGCAGAAUUGGAACCACAAUUUGAUGAGCCUUACCUUGCAACUUCAUUGCAAGAUUUUUGGGGUAAAAGAUGGAAUCUAAUGGUUACUAAUAUCCUAAAACCAACCAUAUUCGAACCGACCCGUCACGUUUUUUCGGGUCUGGUUGGGAGAAAAUGGGCUAUUUUUCCUAGUGUGCUUGCAACAUUUUUUGUGUCCGGGCUCAUGCAUGAGCUGGUUUUUUACACCUAUGGAAGACAAAAGACAAGGUGGGAAGUAACUUAUUUUUUUCUUAUUCAUGGACUGUCUUUGGGCGUCGAAAUCGGAUUAAAGAAGCUGUUGAAUGGCAAGUUCCGGUUGCCGAGGAUGGUGUCCGGGCCUAUGUCCAUAAUGUAUGUUGUGGUUACAAGCUUCUGGCUAUUCUUUCCACCGUUUUUACGAGGAAAUGCAGAUGUAAAAGGUUGUAGAGAGUUUCUUGCUUUUGUUGAGUUUGUUUGGAAUGGGAGACUUGUUGGUCCGAAUGAAAUGUCUUGUCCAUACUUGUAAUGGUUGGUUUCUUGCGAUAAAUCACCAAACCUAUUAGUGCCCGGCAGGUUGGUAGAAACUCGAUGCCCCUCAAUUUAGUAUUUCGUCGAUAUAUAAUUAUUACAACCAUGUUUGAUUUUUUA
Daucus carota subsp. sativus is the source of this 1281-nucleotide messenger RNA. RefSeq names its product acyl-CoA--sterol O-acyltransferase 1. The record is from RefSeq and is a predicted model, not a curated record. Gene Ontology annotation, biological process: lipid metabolic process. Bases 95 to 1159 code for a protein of 354 amino acids. NCBI's taxonomy places the organism in Eukaryota, Viridiplantae, Streptophyta, Magnoliopsida, Apiales, Apiaceae. The transcript has a single exon.